UCUUUUGACCACGUAAAGCCUAAAACCUACCCCUUCCCCGUUCCCCAUUAUCUCUCUCUCUCAAUUCCAUUCUCUCUCUAACCCAGUUUCUUCUCCCAAUGGCCGGAGACCACCCGUCGGAGAUUCAGAUCCGGGUCAACUCCCGGCGGAGUAGUGGCGGCGGUGGUGGUGUGGUUCAUCCAGUUGAGGUAGACACUCCUCAGCAAACGUCUCCGGCUCCAGUCGCAUAUCGAGAAGUAAAGCAUUUCAAGAAAUGGGUUUCUUGGUUAAUCCCUCUAUUUGUUAUUGCCAAUACUAUUAUGUUCAUAAUAUCCAUGUACGUAAACAAUUGCCCUGAUAAUUCAGAUUCUUGUAUAGCCAAGUUCUUGGGUAGGUUCUCAUUUCAGCCUUUUAAGGAGAACCCUCUUCUGGGUCCUUCAUCCACUACGCUACAAAAGAUGGGGGCUCUUGAUGUGACUAAAGUUGUGAAAGGUCACCAGGGAUGGCGUCUUAUUACUUGUAAUUGGUUACACGGAGGGGUUUUUCAUAUAUUGGCUAAUAUGUUGAGUCUUUUGGUUAUUGGAAUCCGGCUUGAGCAAGAAUUUGGAUUUGUCCGAAUUGGUUUGCUGUAUGUUAUCUCUGGAUUUGGUGGAAGUUUGUUUUCUGCACUGUUCCUCCAAUCAAACAUAUCUGUUGGUGCGUCCGGCGCUCUUUUCGGGUUAUUGGGAGGAAUGCUUUCUGAACUCAUCACCAAUUGGACAAUAUAUGUUAAUAAGUUUGCAGCACUCUUCACUCUUGUGGUCAUCAUAGCUAUUAACUUGGCAGUGGGAAUUCUCCCACAUGUGGACAACUUUGCUCAUCUUGGAGGGUUUCUUUCCGGUUUCCUUCUUGGGUUUGUGUUUCUCAUCCGGCCACAGUUUGGAUGGGUUAGCCAAAGAUAUACUCCAGGGUUUAUGUCACCAACACCGCCACAUCCAGCUAAAUCUAAAUUCAAGACAUAUCAAUGCAUAUUGUGGAUCAUUUCACUUAUACUUUUGAUUGUUGGGUUGACCGUCGGGUUGGUUUUGCUACUCCGAGGAGUGGAUGCAAAUAAACAUUGUUCUUGGUGUCAUUAUUUGUCUUGUGUCCCAACUUCAAAAUGGAGCUGCAAGACUGAGCCUGCAUUCUGCUGGUCGAGUCAGACGAAUAAUCAGCUCACCUUAACUUGCUCCAGCAACAACAGAACUAGCCUAUAUUCUGUGUCCAAUCCCAGCAAUUCACGGAUUCAGGGGUUAUGUACACAACUUUGUGGUUGAUUAAGCAAUAUGACUAGGUAGCUUCCUAUUGCAUAAUCUACUCUUAGCAGAUUCUUGAGCUAUAUUAAGUUUUUAGAUGUGUUUAUCUUUCUGUAUCUAUUCUUUUUUUUCUUUCCCUUCUUUUUAGUUGGCUUCUUUGUAUCUGAUAUUAUUAUUUUUUUUAUUAUAAAAUAUUCGAAUCUUAAUGUUAAUAAUAAUACUUUAUUUGAUAGUGUUUUA
This is a messenger RNA of Humulus lupulus (European hop), 1493 nucleotides long. Its product is annotated as RHOMBOID-like protein 1. The transcript is spliced from 6 exons. Gene Ontology annotation, molecular function: serine-type endopeptidase activity. Lineage: Eukaryota; Viridiplantae; Streptophyta; Magnoliopsida; Rosales; Cannabaceae. The coding region runs from base 99 to 1274 and encodes 391 amino acids. Gene Ontology annotation, cellular component: membrane. The record is from RefSeq and is a predicted model, not a curated record. Gene Ontology annotation, biological process: proteolysis.